CCGCGACUGCCGCUUCCUGGUGCUGCCACAGCCCGAUGGGCGCUGGGCGCUGCAGUCUGAGCCACACGGCCGCUUCUUCGGCGGCACCGAGGACCAGCUGUCCUGCUUUGCCACGGCCAUCUCCCCGGCUGAGCUGUGGACCGUGCACCUGGCCAUCCACCCGCAGGCCCACCUGCUGAGCGAGAGCCGCCGGCGCUACGUGCACCUGCGCCCACAGGAGGACGAGAUGGCGGCAGACGGCGACAUGCCGUGGGGCGUGGACGCACUCCUCACCCUCGUCUUCCAGAGCCGGCGCUACUGCCUCAAGUCCCGAGACAGCCGCUACCUGCGCAGCGACGGCCGCCUGGUGCGGGAGCCCGAGCCCCGGGCCUGCUACACGCUGGAGCUCAAGGCGGGUAAGCUGGCCUUCAAGGACUGCGACGGCCUCUACCUGGCGCCUGUGGGGCCGGCCGGCACGCUCAAGGCUGGACGCAACACGCGGCCCGGCAAGGACGAGCUCUUCGACCUGGAGGAGAGCCACCCGCAGGUGGUGCUGCUGGCCGCCAACCACCGCUACGUCUCGGUGCGGCAAGGGGUCAACGUCUCAGCCAAUCAGGAUGAAGAGCUGGACCAUGAGACCUUCCUGAUGCAAAUUGACCAGGACACGAAGAAGUGCACCUUCUACUGCAGCACCGGGGCCUACUGGACCCUGGUCACCCACGGAGGCAUUCAGGCCACCGCUUCACAAGUCUCGCCGGGCACCAUGUUCGAGGUGGAGUGGCGCGGCCGGAGGGUGGCGCUCAGAGCCAGCAAUGGGCGCUACGUGUGCAUGAAGAGAAACGGGCAGCUGGCGGCCGUCAGCGACUUCGCGGGCGAGGACGAGGAGUUCACCCUGAAGCUCAUCAACCGGCCCAUCCUGGUGCUGCGCGGCCCCGACGGCUUCGUCCGACACCGCCGCGGCUCCAACCAGCUGGACGGCGCCUCGGGGCUGCUGCGCGCGGACGCAGACCUGCCGGCCGGGCCCGCCCUCUGGGAGUUCUGAGCCGCGAGCCCGGCCCAUUAAACCUGUCUGACACCGACUGCUGCUGGGCUCCGCGCCGCGGGGAGGUCUGGCGGGGCCACAGAGGGCCUGCCCUCGCUCUGCCCGGCCCCCAAGCCCGUCCCCGUUCCCCACCCUGGGCAGCCAGGGCUCCUCUGGGCCCGGCCCUUGGCACACUGCCCUCCUUGAGGGGACAGAGAAGAGGCCAGGAGGGGCCCACGCACUCCCGGCCCGCGCCACUGUCCCUUUCCCCACCAUUUAAAACAGGACCUGGAGUGGACUGGCCAGGGACAAGGCCACCAGCUAGCCACCCUCACCAGAGCAGAGCUCCCAGCCCCUCAGGUGACCUGGGCCUAGG
Molecule: messenger RNA, 1376 nt
Organism: Tupaia belangeri chinensis (Chinese tree shrew)
Lineage: Eukaryota; Metazoa; Chordata; Mammalia; Scandentia; Tupaiidae
Gene: FSCN2
Product: fascin actin-bundling protein 2, retinal
Biological process (GO): actin filament bundle assembly; establishment or maintenance of cell polarity; cell migration
Cellular component (GO): actin cytoskeleton; cytoplasm
Molecular function (GO): protein-macromolecule adaptor activity; actin filament binding
Source: RefSeq, a predicted model, not a curated record